UGAUGUUCUAUGUGGACCCAGAAGUACUACUGAUAAGGGUAUGUAUGGCAUAAUGAUAAAUUUCAUUUUUCCCAGAAUGAUAUGAGGAUCAAUGAUGCAGACUGCUGGGUUCGAUGAAGCUGGGCAUUUAUAACUAGAUUCAUUAAGGAAUACAAAGAAAAUAUUUAAAGGAAUCAAUAAUGGUGUCUUCUGGUUGCAGAAUGCGAAGUCUGUGGUUUGUCAUUAUAAUCAGCUUCUUACCGAAUACAGAAGGUUUCAGCAGAGCAGCUUUACCAUUCGGGUUAGUUAGGCGAGAAUUAUCCUGUGAAGGUUACUCUAUAGAUCUGCGAUGUCCAGGCAGUGAUGUCAUCAUGAUUGAGAGCGCAAACUACGGUCGGACAGAUGACAAGAUUUGUGAUGCUGACCCAUUUCAGAUGGAGAAUACAGACUGCUACCUCCCAGAUGCCUUCAAAAUUAUGACUCAAAGGUGCAACAAUCGAACACAGUGUAUAGUAGUUACUGGGUCAGAUGUAUUUCCUGAUCCAUGUCCUGGAACAUACAAAUAUCUUGAAGUCCAAUAUGAAUGUGUCCCUUACAUUUUUGUGUGCCCUGGGACCUUGAAAGCAAUUGUGGAUUCACCAUGUAUAUAUGAAGCUGAACAAAAGGCAGGUGCUUGGUGCAAGGACCCUCUUCAGGCUGCAGAUAAAAUUUACUUCAUGCCCUGGACUCCCUAUCGUACUGAUACUUUAAUAGAAUAUGCUUCCUUAGAAGAUUUCCAAAAUAGUCGCCAAACGACGACAUACAAACUUCCAAAUCGAGUAGAUGGUACUGGAUUUGUGGUGUAUGAUGGUGCUGUCUUUUUUAACAAAGAGAGAACAAGGAACAUUGUGAAAUUUGACUUGAGGACUAGAAUUAAGAGUGGAGAGGCCAUAAUUAACUAUGCCAACUAUCACGAUACCUCACCAUAUAGAUGGGGAGGGAAGACGGAUAUCGACCUAGCAGUUGAUGAAAAUGGCUUAUGGGUCAUUUACGCCACUGAACAGAACAACGGAAUGAUCGUUAUUAGCCAGCUAAAUCCAUACACUCUUCGAUUUGAAGCAACGUGGGAGACUGUGUAUGACAAACGUGCUGCCUCAAAUGCUUUUAUGAUCUGCGGCGUCCUCUACGUGGUCAGGUCAGUUUAUCAAGACAAUGAGAGUGAAACAGGCAAGAAUGCAAUUGAUUACAUUUACAAUACCCGAUUAAACCGAGGAGAAUAUGUAGAUGUUCCCUUCCCCAACCAAUACCAGUAUAUUGCUGCAGUGGAUUACAAUCCUAGAGAUAACCAACUCUACGUGUGGAACAAUAACUUCAUUUUACGAUAUUCUCUGGAAUUUGGUCCACCUGAUCCUGCCCAAGUGCCUACCACAGCUGUGACAAUAACUUCUUCAGCUGAGCUGUUCAAAACCACAGUAUCAACCACAAGCACUACUUCACAGAAAGGCCCCAUGAGCACAACUGUAGCUGGAUCACAGGAAGGAAGCAAAGGGGCAAAACCACCUCCAGCAGUUUCUACAACCAAAGUUCCUCCUGUAACAAAUAUUUUUCCCCUGCCAGAGAGAUUCUGCGAAGCCUUAGACGCGAGGGGGAUAAAGUGGCCUCAGACACAAAGGGGAAUGAUGGUUGAACGACCAUGUCCCAAGGGAACAAGAGGAACUGCCUCCUAUCUCUGCAUGGUUUCCACUGGAACAUGGAACCCUAAGGGCCCUGAUCUUAGCAACUGUACCUCACACUGGGUAAAUCAGCUGGCUCAGAAGAUCAGAAGUGGAGAAAAUGCUGCUAGUCUCGCCAACGAACUGGCUAAACAUACCAAAGGGCCGGUGUUUGCUGGGGAUGUGAGUUCUUCAGUGAGAUUGAUGGAGCAGUUGGUGGACAUUCUUGAUGCACAGCUGCAGGAACUGAAACCUAGUGAAAAGGAUUCUGCCGGACGGAGUUAUAACAAGGCAAUUGUGGACACAGUGGACAAUCUUCUGAGACCUGAAGCUUUGGAAUCCUGGAAACACAUGAAUUCUUCUGAACAGGCUCAUACAGCAACAAUGUUACUUGAUACACUGGAAGAAGGAGCUUUUGUCCUGGCUGACAAUCUUGUAGAACCAACCAGGGUCUCAAUGCCUACAGAAAAUAUUGUUCUGGAAGUUGCAGUACUCAGUACAGAAGGACAAGUCCAAGACUUUAAAUUUCCUCUGGGCAUCAAAGGAGCAGGCAGCUCAAUCCAACUCUCUGCAAAUACUGUCAAACAGAACAGCAGGAACGGGCUUGCAAAGUUGGUGUUUAUCAUUUACCGGAGUUUGGGACAGUUUCUUAGUACAGAAAAUGCAACCAUAAAACUGGGUGCUGACUUUAUUGGUCGGAAUAGCACCAUUGCAGUGAAUUCCCACGUCAUUUCAGUUUCAAUCAAUAAAGAAUCCAGCCGAGUCUACUUGACAGAUCCUGUUCUUUUUACCCUGCCACACAUUGAUCCUGACAAUUAUUUCAAUGCAAACUGCUCCUUCUGGAACUACUCAGAAAGAACUAUGAUGGGAUAUUGGUCUACUCAGGGCUGCAAGCUGGUUGACACUAAUAAAACUCGUACAACAUGUGCAUGCAGCCACCUAACCAAUUUUGCAAUUCUCAUGGCCCACAGGGAAAUUGCAUACAAAGAUGGAGUUCACGAAUUACUCCUUACAGUCAUCACCUGGGUGGGAAUUGUCAUUUCCCUUGUUUGCCUGGCUAUAUGCAUCUUCACCUUCUGCUUUUUCCGUGGUCUGCAAAGUGACCGCAAUACUAUUCACAAGAACCUUUGUAUCAACCUUUUCAUUGCGGAAUUUAUUUUCCUAAUAGGCAUUGACAAGACAAAAUACAUGAUUGCUUGUCCAAUAUUUGCAGGACUUUUACACUUUUUCUUUUUGGCCGCUUUUGCUUGGAUGUGCCUAGAAGGUGUGCAGCUCUACCUGAUGUUGGUUGAAGUGUUUGAAAGUGAAUAUUCAAGGAAGAAAUAUUAUUAUGUUGCUGGUUACUUGUUUCCUGCCACCGUGGUUGGAGUUUCAGCUGCUAUUGACUAUAAGAGCUAUGGAACAGAAAAAGCUUGCUGGCUUCAUGUUGAUAACUAUUUUAUAUGGAGUUUCAUUGGACCAGUUACCUUCAUUAUUCUGCUAAAUAUUAUCUUCCUGGUGAUCACAUUAUGCAAAAUGGUGAAGCACUCAAACACUUUGAAACCAGAUUCUAGCAGGUUGGAAAACAUUAAGUCUUGGGUGCUUGGCGCUUUUGCUCUUCUAUGUCUUCUUGGCCUAACCUGGUCAUUUGGGUUGCUUUUUAUAAAUGAGGAGACUAUUGUGAUGGCAUAUCUCUUCACCAUCUUUAAUGCUUUCCAGGGAGUGUUCAUUUUCAUCUUUCACUGUGCUCUCCAAAAGAAAGUACGAAAAGAAUAUGGCAAGUGCUUCAGACACUCCUAUUGCUGCGGCGGCCUCCCAACCGAGAGCCCCCACAGUUCAGUGAAGGCAUCAACCACCAGAACUAGUGCUCGGUAUUCCUCUGGCACACAGAGUCGUAUAAGAAGGAUGUGGAAUGACACUGUGAGGAAACAGUCUGAAUCUUCUUUUAUCUCAGGCGACAUCAAUAGCACCUCAACACUUAAUCAAGGACAUUCACUGAACAAUGCCAGGGAUACAAGUGCCAUGGAUACUCUACCGCUAAAUGGUAAUUUUAACAACAGCUACUCACUGCGCAAGGGGGACUAUAAUGACAGCGUGCAAGUCGUGGACUGUGGACUCAGUCUGAAUGAUACUGCUUUCGAGAAAAUGAUCAUUUCAGAGUUGGUGCACAACAACCUGCGGGGCAGCGGCAAGACUCACAACCUCGAGCUCACGCUGCCAGUCAAGCCUGUGAUUGGGGGCAGCAGCAGCGAAGAUGACGCGAUCGUGGCCGACGCUUCCUCGUUAAUGCACGGCGACAACCCGGGGCUGGAGCUCCAUCACCAAGAGCUCGAGGCGCCGCUCAUUCCUCAGCGGACUCACUCCCUUCUGUACCAGCCCCAGAAGAAGGCGAAGCCUGAGGGGACGGACAGCUACGUCUCCCAGCUGACCGCCGAGGCUGAGGACCACCUGCAGUCCCCCAACAGAGACUCUCUUUAUACAAGCAUGCCCAACCUCAGAGACUCUCCCUACCCGGAGAGCAGCCCGGACAUGGAAGAGGACCUCUCUCCGUGCAGGAGGAGUGAGAACGAGGACAUUUACUACAAAAGCAUGCCAAAUCUUGGAGCUGGCCAUCAGCUUCAGAUGUGUUACCAGAUCAGCCGGGGCAAUAGUGAUGGUUACAUAAUCCCCAUUAACAAGGAAGGGUGUAUUCCUGAAGGAGAUGUUAGGGAAGGACAAAUGCAGCUGGUCACGAGUCUUUAACAGUGCAGCUAAGGAAUUCCAGGGGCCACAGGCAAGUGUUAAUAAAGACUCCGUUGGCCCACUGCAGCUCCCUCACACUCUGCUCAGAGACAUGGCUCUGUUGACCUGUGGUUCUCCAGUGUAAAAAGGUGACUGAACCUUGAAGUUCUGUGAAUUUUUAUAGAACGUACAAAAACUUUGUAUAUACACAGAGUAUACUAAAAUGAUUAUUUGUUACAAAGAAAAGAGAUGCCAACCAGGUAUUUUAAGAUUCUGCUGCUCUUUAGAGAAAUUGUGAAGCAAGCAAAACAAAACUUUUCCAGCCAUUUUACUGCAGCAGUCUGUGAACUAAAUCUGUAAAUAUGGCUGCACCGUUUUUGUAGGCCUGCAUUGUAUUAUAUACAAGACGUAGGCUUUAAAAUCCUGUGGGACAAAUUUACUGUACCUUACUGUUCCUGACAAGACUUGGAAAAGCAGGAGAGCUAUUCUGCGUCAGUUUGGAGCUCGCUGCAAAUCUUUUACAUUAAGGCAAAGGUUGAAAACAUGUUUAACCACUAGCAAUCAAGCCACAGGCCUUAUUUCCUAUGUUUCCUCAACUGUACAAUGAACUAUUCUCAUGAAAGAUGGCUAAAGAAAUUAUAUUUUGUUCUAUUGCUAGGGUAAAAUAAAUACAUUUGUGUCCAACUGAAAUAUAAUUGUCAUUAAAAUAAUUUUAAAGAGUUUGAAGAAAAUAUUGUGAAAAGCUCUUGGUUGCACAUAUGUUAUGAAAUGUUUUUUCUUACACCUUGUCAUGGUAAGUUCUACCCAUUUUCACUUAUUUUCCACUGUACACAGUGUUCUGCUUUGACCACUUAGUCUUUAUUCUUACAUUUAAAUUUCUUAUUGCCAAAAGAAUGCCAUUUAUGGGGGAAAAAAAACUUCGAAGCCAGUUACGCCAUGCCUUGCACAAAUGUGGUGAAAUCUAGAAAAGAGUGUGUGUUACCCCUCUGUUUAUUCUUGAACAGAGGGCAAUGAGGGCACUGGGCACUUCUCACAAACUUUCUAGUGAACAAAAGGUGCCUAUUCUUUUUUAAAAAAUAAAAUAAAACAUAAAUAUUACUCUUCCAUAUUCCUUCUGCCUAUAUUUAGUAAUUAAUUUAUUUUAUGAUAAAGUUCUAAUGAAAUGUAAAUUGUUUCCGCAAAAUUCUGCUUUUCUUUUCAUCCCUUUGUGUAAACCUGUUAAUAAUGAGCCCAUCACUAAUAUCCAGUGUAAAGUUUAACACGGUUUGACAGUAAAUAAAUGUGAAUUUUUUCAA
This is a messenger RNA of Callorhinus ursinus (northern fur seal), 5665 nucleotides long. The record is from RefSeq and is a predicted model, not a curated record. Lineage: Eukaryota; Metazoa; Chordata; Mammalia; Carnivora; Otariidae.